AUUUCACUCCAUCGUCCGCACCGGCGUCCCGCUGCUCCCUCGCAUCUUGCCAACGUCAUGCCCUCCACCCCAGUGGAGAUCCUCUCUCCCGACGGCGAUUUGGCCGAGGCCGACGACUGGCUCCUUGACACCUCCGAUAUCGAAUCCUUCUUCGUCGUUGCCGUCGCCGGGCCCCAAGCCUCCGGAAAGAGUACCAUUGCGAAUGCUCUCUUCGGUACCGACUUUCCAGUCGCUAAGCGAGGCGACGUCGGCGAGGCCACCACUCGUGGAAUCCUCCUUUCACACGUCCCCGCCACAGAGUCGAUUCAGAAGGACACCCUCGUUCUCGACGUCGAAGGCGCUGACGCGCGCGCAAGGGGGCGCGAUGCAAAGGGCUUUGCCGCACGAUGCGCUGCCUUCGUCACCGCUCUUGCCGAUGUCGUCGUCGUUAAUUUAUGGUUUCAUGACGCUUGCAGGCUUGAUUCGGCCGCCUAUUCUCUCAUUAGAUCCGUCUUAUUUACGUGCGCUGACGGACUCGCUGGUGGGAGCCAGCCGAGAACUUCUCUCGUUGUUGCAGUUAGAGAUGCGGAGGAGGACUCAAGUGAGGCGCUCGAACAGCUUUCAUCCAUGAUUCAGAACGACGUUAACGAUAUAUGGGCAAAUGUCGCUCUGGAAGCCGGUCUUGCUGUCGGAACCGGCGGCACUCCUCUUGCCGAGCUCGUCGAUCUUCACAUAGUCAUGUUCCCACAUAUUCGACACCAAACGGACGACUUCGACAAAUGUAUAUCUGGCUUGAAGCAGGGUUUGUACAACGGAGAGAUAGCCAACGACGACCAUUCCAAGCAAAUACCAGCAGAUGGGGUUUCUGUUUAUGCCCAUACGUUGUGGCAAUCCGUCUCUGCAAGCCCUGACCCAGGGCUCGGCGGUGACGAUAUCGACCGGAAAGCGGACGAAUUUUACGGGGGAGAUGACUUUGCCAUUGUCGCGGCAUACCGAUGCGAUGAGAUUUUUUCACUGAAGCUUGCGGAUGCAUCCGCCGAUAUUGGCGAGUUGUUGGACGAAGUCGAGUCUAGCUCUGUGAUCUCGGACUUCGGAAAGAAAUGUGACGAUAUCGUAUCUCACACACUGCAAGAGUAUGACGCGGACACGAGCGAUUUUGCCGAUGAGCCUGUUUACGAACGAAAGAGAACAGAGCUCGAGGCCAUCAUUGACACUGGGUUGAUGAGCGUUUUCAUGAAGAAUGUCGCGAUUAUCGCUCGCGAAGCUUUGGCUGCAUUCAAAGGAUCAAUCGAAGCUGACCUCCCAGCCGACUACGCUCUCUACAAUGCGGACGCCAUCUUCGUGAAGAGAGCAAACGAGGGCCUUCGACAGGGCAGUAAUUGGACAUUCCAAACUGAGCGAACUGAUUUGCAAAACAUGAUGAAUGAGAUUGCAGCGCAGCAACGCAAACUUCAAGAAACGGAAGUCAAUGCUUCUCAGCAACAAACAAAGGCGAUGCAGUUCCUUCAGAUGCAACAUGCGCAGAUGAAUGCAGUUCGACAACAGGCGUUGGGAGGGAGUGUGGGGCAGUGGAACCUUGGCGCGGCAUAUAGACCACCGGAUUCAAACGUGAACCUUUCAUUAGCAUAUCAACAGGGAAAGACGAAUUUACAGGUCUCGAUGGUUCCUGACGAAUCUGCGACCUUGCUAGGACCUGCUGGGUUUACCACUGGAGUGGGGCCGGGAAAUUUGGGGAUGAGUUUUAACGUCAAUUUCUAGACAGGCGGACUGGCACCCUUCUCUAGGGCGUAAGAGCGUGGUGUAUCGACUUGUUGGUGCGAAAGUAGUCUUUUAGUCUCAACGCAAACUGUAUUGUAGGGUAAAGCAGAGCCGCGCUGGUCUCGGCAAGGUGCACCGAUCCGGUGAUUACAAGGUGAAAGCUGUCUGUGAAUAAUUAAGCGGAAGAGCUAUACGUUUUG
This is a messenger RNA of Chondrus crispus (carragheen), 1937 nucleotides long. RefSeq lists its product as hypothetical. The transcript is spliced from 4 exons. Bases 58 to 1737 code for a protein of 559 amino acids. The record is from RefSeq and is a predicted model, not a curated record. Lineage: Eukaryota; Rhodophyta; Florideophyceae; Gigartinales; Gigartinaceae. Gene Ontology annotation, biological process: endoplasmic reticulum membrane fusion. Gene Ontology annotation, cellular component: endoplasmic reticulum. Gene Ontology annotation, molecular function: GTPase activity; GTP binding.